This is a messenger RNA of Triticum aestivum (bread wheat), 1277 nucleotides long. Its product is annotated as subtilisin-like protease 4. The transcript is spliced from 2 exons. The record is from RefSeq and is a predicted model, not a curated record. Lineage: Eukaryota; Viridiplantae; Streptophyta; Magnoliopsida; Poales; Poaceae. The coding region runs from base 327 to 827 and encodes 166 amino acids.
ACCGAUUCCUCGCGCCGCAUCCGAUCCCGCCGCCCCGCGCCGAAACCCUAGCCGCCGCCGCCCUCCAUUGACGCGCCAAGUCGAGCUCGAAGCCUCGCCUCCCAGAGCCGCCUUGUCCGUCGCCAAGCAGCCCAGAAGCAAUCCCGGAGCCGCCGCAUCCCGUUUGGGCCGAAACCGACGCGUCCCCGGCUCCGGAACCAACUCCUCGCUCUACUCCGACGACCUCCAUCCCUCUCCUCCGACGAACGGCAUCUCCCGGACCUCCCCGACGUGUUUACGUCCCAGGGCCGUUACCAAUCUUCCACUGCUCCCGCUUGCCCGCAGCCAUGGCGAGCAGCUUCGCGCUGCUGCUGCUCCUCCUGGCGGCGGUCGCGUCCACGAUCGCCGAGCUGGACGAGAGGGAGCCGCACAUCGAUCCAGCGUCCACCAUCGCUGAGCUGUUGAAUGCGGCGGUCACGUCCACCACCGCCGAGCUCGAUGAUGUCGAGCCAGCCGACUGCGACGGCUACAGGACUUACAUCGUCAUGCUCGAGCCACUAGAAGGAGGCCAAGAUGCUGAUGUUGAUGCUGCCAGAGCGUGGCACCGCUCCUUCCUGCCAUCGUCGACGACGGCACAAGGCAAGCCGAGGCUGCUCUAUUCCUACCGGACCGUCUUCACCGGCUUCGCCGCGUGGCUGACGGAUGAGGAGCUCAAGGAGGUCUCCGCCAAGCCAGGCUUCGUCCGCUCCUUCGACAACAACAUCUACCGCGGGCAGAUGACACCGACGCCGACGUCGGUGUCGUUCCUGGACCUGUCGAACCAUAUUGGGGAGUCCCCCGAUAACUGACCUGGUGUCGGCGGAUACUUGCCUUUGGACAUGGACAACAGGCACGUCUGUUAACGUAUAUACUAGAAGGAAAUGACCGCGCGUUGCCGCGUCCGGUCUAAUACAAUCGACGAUAAAUAAAUAAUGUUUUUUAGUGAAAAUGUAUAAAUAUAGUACAAAUAAUGAAAACAGUAGUACCACUAGCUCACUCUCUUGCAAAACGAUCACUGAGACAUACUCACAUAAAUAUAGAGAAGUAAAGAAAGAAACAUGAUUAUGUGAGUUGUAGCAAGAAUAUGACUACACCACUCAAGUGAUAGAACACAGGACCCCGUAAAAAAAGUUUAAGCUCUUAGAUACUUAGACAAUUAAAAUACGACCAGAAUUAUGAAAUGUCAUGAAAGGUAAAUUGUGUACAUGGUUCUAUGAAGAUUCCAACAAAAGAAUUGAACAAAUUUCCGACAAUAUGUA